This is a messenger RNA of Talaromyces stipitatus ATCC 10500, 1506 nucleotides long. RefSeq lists its product as uncharacterized. The coding region runs from base 1 to 1506 and encodes 501 amino acids. NCBI's taxonomy places the organism in Eukaryota, Fungi, Ascomycota, Eurotiomycetes, Eurotiales, Trichocomaceae. The record is from RefSeq and is a predicted model, not a curated record. The transcript has 4 exons.
AUGGCACCACGACGUGUCAGACCCCGUGGUGAGGAGGCGAUGUCAGACCGGAGCAGGGACCGGUUGGAGGGUGAUGCAGACCCAGAGGAGGUUGAUCCCGGAGAGGAUGACGACGAGGAGUAUGACGAGGAGAACGAGGAGGAGGAGGAGCGGAUUGUCCGUCGCGAGUACGACAGCGCGUUGAUCUGUGCCACUGCGAUCUUGGGAGCUCGAGAGGAUGGUUGGCGCACCCCUAAUGACUACCCACCCAUUUUAUCCAAGCUGAUCAAGCUGGCCCGUUUCAUGGUGGUCCGGAAGGCCAUUGAAUUGAGCGCCGUGCUUAAAGGUAAUGAACUGCAGAGUUCAAUGAAUGAUGCAGACUGGGACAGUACAGAUAGAGGAUCACUGUCCCAUUUCCAUUCCCACACCAACCAGAAAGGCUGUUUGCAGUGGGUGACACAGAUGGUUGACACAUUUAUGAUCCGCGGUUCACAGAGUCCGAUGCAGUGGAUGUUAGAUCUCCGUACAUACGGAUUGAAGAUCCAUUACAACACCACGACGGAGGGCCACGUGGGCUGGCAGAACCACGACGAGCUAUUGUAUAAAGACUUGCAGUUUACCAUGAGCGAGUUUCGAGGCAUGGUGGAUCGGACGACCCGCGAGGCACGGCGGAUCUUGAUUUUGCUGCAAUGUUCACCUGAGGAGGCGCCAGCAAUUCCAUGGGAUCGGCUAUAUGAUAAUCCAGUUAAUGAGGAUUUCUGUUGGAGCUUUUUACAGGAUUCCCACACCACGUGGCCCAUAGAUGGGACGAGCUGGUUAUGGCAGCAUAUUCAGCGUCAUCCCGCACUCCAUUGCAAAUUCAUACACGUGGAUGAACAGAGUAUCCAGCAGGCUGGUGGGAUCCGCAACGUGUUUAUCGAGGACGGGCUCGUGGUGUUGGUGACCAAGUACCACAAGGGUUACCAGAUGAGUGGCAAUGUCAAGAUCAUCCAACGAUACGUGCCCCGUGAGGUGAGGGAGCUAUUGUCAUCGGAACGAUUGCGAUGGAUUUUGAAGUGGGAGAGUGCCAUUGGGUUAGGUGGACGCACGUUGACCACAGCAUUGUAUCGAGAGGUGGCCAUCGCCAUCAGCCAUCGAUUCAUGCGGAACAGCCGUGCGUUUACGCGCAGUGCCGCGGACGAGGCCAAGGCGGACGAGGAGGAGGACGAGAUCAUGGACCACGUUGCGGACGAACAGGCCACCCACAGUCCCAACACCGCCGGCAACAUAUACGCGCGGGAGUGGAUGGAACGAGUGGGAGAAGUGGCGGAGCGACGAUUACGAUUCCAGCAAAGCAGUCAGGAGUGGCAUCAGUUUUUAGAAUUCCCGUCCACCAUGCGGAAGCUGCGCGAGGAUCAGACGACUCCAUUUCAAGACAGUGCCGAGAACCGUCGGGUGGAACAGUGGAAAGCCACCCGAGCCGCUGAUCCCAUCCAGGUGUUGCAGGAGAUGAUGGGCGAGCCAAUCACGUUCCAAGGCAAUCAGUAG